CCGUGCGCAGUUUCCUUCAGACCCGGAAGUGAAUCAAGCUGACGGGCAGAAGCUCUCCGGUGAGUGAAUUUGGGAUACCCAGUAUCAAACCCGUGUUUCGAGGCAGCACAGCCUGCUGUCCUCCACUCCGAGGUUCUCUGGUGGCUACAACUACCGUUCUCUCCCUCCCGCUCACGAUGAGUCCCGGCGUGGCUGUGAGACGUUCCGAGGCCCGGUAGCCCCGCGUCCCGGCGUCCGGCUCCGCUUACAGCCUCUCCGCCGCUUCACGUGCUUCACUGUCCUGUUCCUCCGUCCCUGGUCCAAGAAUGGGUUGGGGGAGGGGAGGGGCUCUUUUCUGUGCGGUGUUUGGUCAGGGCCGGGUCUGUGGCUUGGAGGGGAGCGUCAGUCCAGCCCAGGUCCCACUGCAGCAGCAGAGCGCGUGGGCCACUCCGCAGGCCAACGAGUUCUGCAGAAAAGGAAGAACUCGCUCCUUUGCUCGCCUCUGCGUUCACGAUCCCCUCCUCGGGCUCCUCCUGGGGCGGCAGAGCCCUGUCCCUUCCCGUGUUGAGGUUCUACCUCUGUGUGUGGUUGUCUCACCGGAAGACGGUUUGUUCAUUCUAAGCAUGAAACAGCCUAUUUUCAGCACUCAGGGUUCACUUCUCAAGACUGAUCUUAUCCGAGAAAGAAGCCCCGAGGAACAGGAAAGAAAGAGGAGGUCGAAAUGAGUCGUUCCCAGGUGCUGUUGACCUUCAGGGACGUGGCCAUAGAGUUCUCUCAGGAGGAGUGGGAGUGCCUGGACCCCGCUCAGAGGGCCUUGUACAGGGACGUGAUGCUGGAGAACUACAGGAACCUGGUCUCCCUGGGUGUGGAUAAAGUGCGUCCAGAUGUUGGGAUCUGCCCUAAUAUUUCUGUUAGAAGUGUGAUUAAGGAAUUAUCAACAAAAGAGGAUAUUAACAAAGAAGAACUGUUCCAAACACUGAUGUUGGAAAGACACAAAAGAAAUGACAUCAAGGGUUUGGGUUUCAGAGAGGUCCAGCAAAAUACACAUGAGUUUGAGAGUCGCUAUGGAUAUAAUGAAACAAAUUACAAAGGAGUAACUGCAGCCCAUAACCACAGUUUCACUGGUAGAAGAGAUCAACAGCAUAACAUCUCCUGGAAUGUUUUCCCUCUAAAACAGGAUGUUUCUGUAAGGAAAAGUACUUCUCAAUCUUACAAAUGCGAGAAGUCAUAUAAAAGUUAUUUGUUAAAACUAGAAAAUAACAUAACUUGUGCAGGAAACAAGUAUAUAAAAUGUUUUGAAAAUGGGAUUGGAUUAAGGUUUCAGUCACAUCUGACUGACCUUCAGAAGUUUCAAACUGAAGAGAAAAUUCAUGCAUGUUAUCAAGUUGAGAGGUUGAUCAACAGUAGUUCUGCUUCACCACUCCAAAGAAUUCCUUCUAAUAUCAACAUUAGCAUUUGUAGUAAAUCCAGGAAAUUUCUUAUUCAUCCUCCAUUACUUACACAUCAAAAACCACAUAAUAAUGAAGAGCCUUACAAAUGUAAUGAUUGUGGGAAGGCUUUUAGAGGAAGCUCAAACCUCACCAAUCAUCAAAGAAUUCAUUCUGGGCAGAAACCUUACAAAUGUAAUGACUGUGACAAAUCCUUUAACCGGAUCUCACACCUCACUAGACACCAGAGGAUCCAUACUGGAGAGAAACCAUAUAAAUGUAACGUGUGUGGCAAGGUCUAUAGUCAACAUUCAAAUCUUACAAUUCAUCAGAGAGUUCAUACAGGAGAGAAGCCUUACAAAUGUGAAGAAUGUGGCAAAGCCUUUACCGAAUUUGCAAAACUUACUAGACAUAAGAGAAUCCAUACCAGAGAGAAACCAUAUAAAUGUAAUAUAUGUGGCAAGGGCUAUAGUCAAAAUUCAAAUCUUUCACGGCAUCAGAAAAUUCAUACAGGAGAGAAACCUUACAAAUGUAAUGAAUGUGGCAAAGCUUUUUCUGAGUAUUCAAGCCUUACUCGACAUAAGCGAAUCCAUUCUGGAGAGAAACCUUAUAAAUGUAAUGAAUGUGGGAAAACCUUCAGAGGAAGCUCAAAUCUCACCCUUCAUCAAAGAAUUCAUUCUGGGCAGAGACCUUACAAAUGUAAUGAGUGUGACAAAUCCUUUAACUGCAUCUCACACCUCACUAGACACCAGAGAAUCCAUACUGGAGAGAAACCAUAUAAAUGUGAUGUGUGUGGCAAGGUCUGUAGUCAAUAUUCAAAUCUUGUAAUUCAUCAGAGAGUUCAUACAGGAGAGAAGCCUUACAAAUGUAAUGAGUGUGGCAAAGCCUUUAUGGAGCAUUCAAGCCUUACUCAACAUAAGAGAAUCCAUAGUGGAGAGAAGCCUUACAAAUGUGAAGAAUGUGGCAAAGCCUUUACCCAAUUUGCAAAACUUACUAGACAUCAGAGAAUCCAUACCAGAGAGAAACCAUAUAAAUGUAAUAUAUGUGGCAAGGGCUAUAGUCAAAAUUCAAAUCUUUCACGGCAUCAGAAAAUUCAUACAGGAGAGAAACCUUACAAAUGUAAUGAAUGUGGCAAAGCUUUUUCUGAGUAUUCAAGCCUUACUCGACAUAAGCGAAUCCAUUCUGGAGAGAAACCUUAUAAAUGUAAUGAAUGUGGGAAAACCUUCAGAGGAAGCUCAAAUCUCACCCUUCAUCAAAGAAUUCAUUCUGGGCAGAGACCUUACAAAUGUAAUGAGUGUGACAAAUCCUUUAACUGCAUCUCACACCUCACUAGACACCAGAGAAUCCAUACUGGAGAGAAACCAUAUAAAUGUGAUGUGUGUGGCAAGGUCUGUAGUCAAUAUUCAAAUCUUAUAAUUCAUCAGAGAGUUCAUACAGGAGAGAAGCCUUACAAAUGUAAGGAGUGUGGCAAAGCCUUUAUGGAGGGUUCAAGCCUUACUCAACAUAAGAGAAUCCAUAGUGGAGAAAAGCCUUACAAAUGUAAAGAAUGUGGCAAAGCCUUUAGCCAGUCCUCUAACCUUGUCAUACAUCAGAUGAUUCAUACUGGAGAGAAGCCUUACAAAUGUAAUGAGUGUGGCAAAGCCUUUAAUGUGUGUUCAAGCCUUGUCCGGCAUCGAAGAAUCCAUACUGGAGAGAAGCCUUACAAAUGCAAUGAAUGUGGCAAGUCCUUUACUCAAUUUGCAAACCUUACUAGACAUGAGAAGAUGCAUACUGAAUAGAAACACUGUGAAUUCAAUACGUGUGGAAAUGCUAUUGUCCAAAAAUCAAGUACUGGGGAUCAUCAGAGAAUCUGUAGUGAAGAGAAACCUCACAAAUAUAAUGUUUAUAGUAAAACCUUUAAUGUGUGUUCAAGACUUACUCAACAUCAAAGAAGCCAUGCUGAAUAGAAACCAUAUAAAAGUCAUGUAUUUGCAAAGCUUGUAACCAGGGUUCACAUUUAAUUAGACCCCAGAAUAUGCAUCUUUGAAAGAAACCACAAAAAGGUAAAGUGUAUGGCAAGGCUUUUAUCCAAAGAUCAAGCAUAUGUAAUGUCUCCUACUGGAAAGAAACCAUACAAAUAUAAUGAAUGUGUUAAACUUU
Acinonyx jubatus (cheetah) is the source of this 3545-nucleotide messenger RNA. Its product is annotated as zinc finger protein 665-like. Gene Ontology annotation, biological process: regulation of transcription by RNA polymerase II. The record is from RefSeq and is a predicted model, not a curated record. The coding region runs from base 701 to 3184 and encodes 827 amino acids. The transcript is spliced from 3 exons. Gene Ontology annotation, molecular function: DNA-binding transcription factor activity; RNA polymerase II cis-regulatory region sequence-specific DNA binding. Lineage: Eukaryota; Metazoa; Chordata; Mammalia; Carnivora; Felidae.